CGGUACAUUAAACAUUUAAUAAUCAGAAGAAGUUGGAAUUCAAAACAACAAAUGUGAUGUUGCUAUUUGACAUUAUUUAAAAGAGUGUGUGUAAGCACAAAUGCAUAAGCAUGCCUGACUGAUCAUACGUCUGUGUGUGAAAAUUGAUAUUGUACUUGCUUUACCAUCACUAUAAAUAAUGAACUAUUUUAUUCUACAGAUGUGACAUAUUUCAUUAAAAUGAGCCUGGUUAACGAUUCUUAUCUGACUGCAGGUUCAAGCAGUGAAACAGUAGAAACAUGAUGAGGAACAUCUGGGUCUUUGUCUUUGUGCUGCUCAUCCUUCCUCCUGUUUGUGGGCAGCAAUCAGGCCUCAGAUUUGUACAAUUGACAUAUUAUAGCAUGAUUGGAACUUGGGAAGAAGCCCAAUCAUUCUGCAGGAGCAGAAACACGGAUUUGGUCACGAUUAGAAGUGAUUUAGAAAAUCAAAUAGAUUUUGGUUUUGAUUAUUGGAUUGGAUUGUACCGAGACAAUGUAACCGUACCAUGGAAGUGGUCCAGAGGAAAUGAGACAGCAACCUUUUUUAACUGGGCUCGUUAUGGUAAGAAUAACUUUCAGCAGCUUAUUUUUAACAGUUUAUUAUUUGUUCAAGGUGACAAUGACAGUUUUAUACAGAAUAAGCUUUUUUUCUGUGAAAUAUUGGGAUUUAAUCUGAUUAUCCAUAAUCUUCUUUCUGUUUCAGAACCUCAAGAUGAUGAACACUGUGGCCUUAGGUGGAUCCAAACUAGAUUUUGGCUGAAUGAUUCAUGUGGGAAGAAACAUUAUUUUUUGUGUUCUGAUGAGAGCCUGGUUCUGGUGAAAGAGAAUAAGACAUGGGAGGAGGCUUUAGAAUACUGCAGGUCGCUGGAGGUUGUAAACUCAUUGAAUCCAACCUACGACCUGGUCACCCUGACCUCUGCAGAUGAUCACAACUACGCAAGAGAUAGAGCACAACAGGCUACCACUGAUGAGGUUGGCUAUGGUUCUAUCCUGUCUUUGAGUUGCUAAACUUCUCUGACUUCUGAUUUUACUUGCAUCUCUCUGCUAAAUUUUGUUAGGUGUGGACGGGCCUACGUUACCUGGGUGAUGAUUGGUUCUGGGUGAGUGGAGAAGCGGUAUCAUACCAGAACAUUCCCAAGUGCCCAGCUGUGAGUUGUGGCGUUCUGGAGAAGAAAAACCAAUUAUUGUUUGGGAUACGAGACUGCAACCA
This is a messenger RNA of Nothobranchius furzeri (turquoise killifish), 1227 nucleotides long. NCBI's taxonomy places the organism in Eukaryota, Metazoa, Chordata, Actinopteri, Cyprinodontiformes, Nothobranchiidae. The record is from RefSeq and is a predicted model, not a curated record.